Blastocystis hominis is the source of this 1971-nucleotide messenger RNA. RefSeq lists its product as hypothetical. Bases 1 to 1971 code for a protein of 656 amino acids. The transcript has 4 exons. Lineage: Eukaryota; Bigyra; Opalinata; Blastocystidae. The record is from RefSeq and is a predicted model, not a curated record.
AUGGCAGAACCCUAUGCUGUGGACACCGAAAUCAUUAAUGUUUCUCUUAGCAUUGAGAAUUCGGAUCCAUCGCUAGUAUCAAUUCACAGUAAUCAGACGGUUCAGGAAUUACGGUUCUUUUUGCAAGUAUUUUUAUUUUUAUUGUGUUCCAUCCAGGAAAGCUACAAUAUUCCCACUGCUGGUACGCAAAUCGUUAUAGACGGAUUGCUGGUGGAAGAGGAUAUGAUCGUUAGGAAUGCUUUUGUGGAACUGACCCCGGCCAUUUCUGUUUUUUAUGGAUCAGAAGUUGUUUCUCUUUCUCUCCGCUUUAAUGACUAUCUUUUCUAUUAUUCCUUCCCCUUGGAUGCGACAUACUUGCUUCGGAACUACUCUGAUAUGAUGUCCAUUAACGAUAUCAUCAUUUUCUAUAAAGACGAGGCGAUUCCAUUUACUGUCCAGUUGAAAUCGUUGCAGUUGGAAGAGGACGCGCUCCUUCUUUUUUCCUAUGCGGAAGGAGUGAACCUUAGCCCCUACGUCGCUCUUUAUGCUCAAGAAUUAAACCGUCGCCUCUGCUUAGAAAUCGAAAUCUCGGAAACUCGACAAGAUUUAGACCGAGUCAUUUCACACGUCGGGUCCUUACAAAACCAAAACACCUUUUUGCAAAACCAAAUCACCGAGCUCUCGAACGCCGAGUCCACCGAAUCGCUUCUGCUCUCGCUCCAACAGGAGAACGAGGCCUUACGCGCCCAGCUGUCCUCUGCCCAGUCGAACUCGGACGUUUCUCGCGCGAAGACGCGGGAAAGCGAGUCUCUCUCGGACUGUCCGAAGCGCUCGAACGAUUUAGAGACGGAGAACCUUCGACUGCACCGCCAGAUCGCCGAACUGACCAAAACGCUCAAAGAGGACCAAAAGCGAAUCGAGAAUUUGCAUAUGGAGUGCGGCAGUCUGAGCGGGAAGCUGAACGAAGCGAUGGAGUUGAUGGAGAAAUACAAAACCGGGUAUAUGAAUAUGAAGCGUCGCAAUGACACGCUCGACAGGCCUCGCAUGGUGAUCCAGCAGGUCGACCAACUCACCAAAUCGAGCGGGCGAAGCCUGUUUUUUGUUAUGAAAAGACGUGAUCGGAAAGGACCCCAAGCAGUCCGUCGAAGACCAGCUCCAGCAGUUGAAGGACGAUUUGAUGGAUGCGGGGGCUUACGAGAUCAUGGUGUUGGAUUUAAGUGGAAGCUGUCUGAACAAGGCAGCGAUCACGACGCUCUAUCACUUCAUCGAAACCGGAUUGUUUCCUCGUCUGCACAUCAUCGAUCUUUACUGUUUCCUUCUCUCUCCCACCGUUUAGCCAAUAGACUGCAAUUUAUCCGAGGAGGACGCGACGUAUCUCUCCAACUGGAUCUCCUGCUUCCCCUUCAUCGACGUGCUUUCUCCGGAGCUCAUUCGUCGUCUCCUCUCUCCCCUCUCAUUCUAGGAUUCAAAGUUGCACCGGACUGCUUCGAAAAGCUCGCCAAGUACUGCGAUCCGCAGCUCACGAUCAACCUCCAAAACAUCGAUCUGCGAAAUUUCGGGCUCGGCGACGACGGGCUGCUUCUCAUCUGCGAGCUUAUCAACCACUACUUCCUUCCCAACGUCAUCACUCUACUUCUCGACAGUUCCUUUCUCUCUUUCUGCUUUGAUUCAGACAACAAUAUCGGCGAUGCCGGCAUGCGCGCGCUCUCUCUCGUCCUCAUCCCCACCUUCAUCAGUCACAGUCUGCGAGCGUUCUCCUGCGCCAGCAAUCCGCUCUCUUUCGACGGAGCCAAAGCCAUCUGCACGAUCAUCCUCAACAAUCCGCAGAUCCAGCGACUCUGGCUUCGAGGCAGGCAUUUCUUUGCACGGUCGAGCGUAGACAUCAAUCUCGGCGAUGUGGGGCUUCACGAGCUCUGCAAAGUCUUCGUGAAUAGCAACUGCUACUCGCUCACUCUGCUGAAUCUGAUGAGUUUGGAAGGACUGGAGCGAUGA